Messenger RNA from Toxorhynchites rutilus septentrionalis, 4243 nucleotides. RefSeq lists its product as uncharacterized. The record is from RefSeq and is a predicted model, not a curated record. Bases 374 to 3820 code for a protein of 1148 amino acids. Gene Ontology annotation, molecular function: metal ion binding. Gene Ontology annotation, biological process: superoxide metabolic process. NCBI's taxonomy places the organism in Eukaryota, Metazoa, Arthropoda, Insecta, Diptera, Culicidae. The transcript has 6 exons.
CACAGCGAUCAACAUCGACGCCAAACUAGAGGAUCAAAACAAACCCCAAAAACAUCACGAUCAAACACUACGAGAGAGCAGGAAUAUUCAAAAUUUGAGCACAACGCUCGCGGAUACCUGUGUGGAGCCGGUCCGCAGUCUGCACGUAGUAUAGUUUGAAGUGAUCGGUGGAACCAGUCGGACGUACAUUACGCGAUCAGGCAGUGAUCAAUCGUGGAAAGUUGAGCGAAGAAAAGUGACUCACACAGUCAGUGCAAAACGAGUUCGAGCGUGUAAGAGGAAGACAAUGAUUCAUUGCGCAACAUACGCACCAUAAAAAGAGUCAUUUCAAGCAUGCCGAUAUCGGCCAAUACCUAAAUCAAACGUUUUAGAGAUGGCGUUUUCAAUUAUCCGUACAAUUUGUGUUAUAGCUGCCGGAUUUGCAACUCAAGUGAAUUCGGUGAACUUGGUUGCAUAUAUUUCGCAGUAUGGUCUGCAUGGGGAAAUCUCAUUCUCGCAACACACAGAUCGAGAGGUUAGGAUAGUGUCAGACCUGGAGACAACUCUUCAAUAUCCGGAUCAGGGCUGGAGUUGGGGCGUACAUCAAUUGCCAGUGGAUUAUACAAUUGUCGAUCCCAAAGAGCGAUGUGAGCUGAGAGCUCUUGGGGAGCAGCUGUGGUCCUUCGACGACGAUCUGGGAUUUCUGACCCUGCCGGGGAAUGAGUCAACCAGCUGGUUGAACAACAUACCACUGACCGGGGAGAAGGGACUUUGGGGAAAAUCUCUGGUGUUGUAUGACCCAAAUAACAAUUUCAGGAUUUGUGCUACUAUUACCACAAGGGAUGGGUCGCAGGAUCAUAUUGCGGAGGCAAAGUUCAACAGUCCCGUCUCGGGAUCGAUUUAUUUUCGCUGGUUGGUUUCCAAGGAAACACAUCACACAGAUACGUUGAUCUAUUCCAACAUUUUCCAUCUCAAAGCUCAAUCCAGAAAACUGAACAAUCCAGAUUUCACUGAGCAUAGCUGGAAGAUCUAUGUGACGGAUAUUUUCGAGAAUGAAGCCACUGAUACGGAAGCGAAUUGCAAUAAACUGCAGCUAGUGUUCGAUCCACAGGUCCGUGGCACCGGCAAGGCUAUUGGUGAUAUCGACGUGCGAUUGGGGAACCUCAAAAUCACCACGAACUCUCAGAAGAAUAAGUUUGCUCAACUGUUCAACGACAAGGAACUUGUCCUUUUGCCGAGCGAUCUGUAUGGACCCUCGAGAAAGUUAUACCUUGUGAUCUUCGAUCCAGUGCAUCCGGAUACAUUUCUGGCGUGCGCUAAAAUUCGGCACUUGAAGCCAAAAUCGGCACGCGCGAUGGUCAAUGGAGGGGGAAUUAAGGGUGAAAUGAGAUUUGUUCAACGAUCUCGCUUCGAACCAACAUGGAUCAAUGCGUCCUUCUCAUCGAUUACCAAUGAACUUCAGCAUAACGUAAACUAUGCCAAAGAUGUUGCCGGUUUCAAGAUAAACACGCUUCCACUGCAUUCUUAUUCGGCUGAUCAAGAGAACUUCUGUUCCACAUCUGGACCUACACUGAAUCCUUUCAAUAUGCAAUCCAAAGAUAUCCCACCGCCUGGUUUUGGGACACAAGAUCAGUACCCGGUGGGUGAUCUCAGCGGGAAACUAACUAAUCGGAACAAAAAAGAGAUGCACAGGAUGUAUCUUCCGGGAACGAGUGCUGAACUGAACGGAUACUACUGGGAUGCGUUCCUUCCGCUGCAAGGAGUGCACAACGUUAUCUUCAGAGGUUUUACCGUUGAGCGCUACAAUCGUAGUGACCCCUCCAACAUAACGGCGAUGCCCUGGGCUUGUGGAGCGGUUACUUUGUAUGAGAUUAGCAGACCAUAUCAGAUUCCUAUCGUUACGGCUCAAGUACUGUUCCGCUAUCCCAUCGUCGGGCGAAUCCUGUUCCGACAGGUAAAGGAUGAGUUUUGGACCGAUACGGCGGUAAUUUUCGAGUACAUGAUACACGCGGAUGGUGCCCAGAAUAAUAACACCGCCGAACAUCGCUGGGCAAUUACGGUCGAUCCACCGGGCAAAGAUUUUUAUGAUUGGCAGAAUCGGUGCGUCAGUACGGGUGCGUUCUACAAUCCGCAUGGAGUGUCACUCGUAUCGGGACAAAACUGGGAGGAACAGUGUACCACGCACUCGCACGAACUGUGUCGUCUGGGGGAUUUGUCGAAUCGACUGGGGACGUUGGAAAUCGCCGGAAGUAAGAAAGACGCUCAGCGAAUUAGUCGGAAGAUGUUUGUUGAUCCGAACCUGCCGCUGAGCGGUCAUGCGAGCAUCAUUGGGCGAUCGAUUGUAAUAUUCGAUGAUCAUGGUCCGAAGGCCAGAGGAGAACGGCUUGCGUGUUCGAGAAUCGGGGGCUACCACCGGAGGAAAGUAGUCGCACGAGACUGGUAUUCGAAUGGAGAUCCACUGACCAUCAAGGGGAAAAUGGAGAUGCUGCAGCAGUCUGAAUAUGAUAACACAAACGUGGAGGUGGAUUUCAAGGGACUCAUCGCUAACAGUGGUUACCAUGUCCACAUCAGCCCCGUUGAGGGUGAGCUGGAGUUCCCGUGCGAGGAUUCCACCGUGUAUGGCCAUUGGAAUCCACGGAAUGUCGACCCGAAGAAAUCGCCUCCGCCCGCCAUGGGAAGCACUGACGAGUACGAGCUGGGAGACCUCAGCGGGAAGUUUGGAACCCUGGAUGGGGCUACGAUGUACGAACAGUCGUACAAUGAUUCCAGGCUGCCCCUGUUCGGGUACGAAAGUAUCAUUGGCAGGAGUAUUGUUGUGCAUAAGAAGGAGAAGAAUCGUCGCUGGGCCUGCAGCACCUUGGAACGUGGGUAUAGCCCUAGUGAGGCACGAGAGAUACGUGCAAUCGCUUCGUUCCAUCAUCCGGCUGGGUACGCGUAUGGUUACAUCCGCAUGACCCAGUUGAUCGGGAAUGAUGGAAGCCAGAGUGACACGGUCAUAGAGGUGAAACUGAGAUACCCGGGAAAGCACGACAGAAAUCAGACAUCGAACCACCGAUGGCACAUUUGGGUUAAUCCGGUGGGAGUGGAUGCAGCUGUCCAACAAGUGGAGACGCGGUGCGUGGCCGCGGGUUACGUUUGGAACCCCUACUACACCCAGCUGGCCGAUCCGUUGAAUCAAGAUCUAUACCGCCAGGAAUGCGGCCCCGACAAUCCACUUCGGUGCUACGUGGGGGAUAUUUCUGCCCGCCUCGGACCCAUCAACAUCGGAAGCCGUCGGAUGGUGUUUUCCGACACUAACUUCCCACUGGAGGGUCCUGUGAGUGCGCUCGGGCGUUCGAUAGUUAUAUUCGGCCCGGAUUUCUCAGGAAAUCGUUUCGCGUGUGCAAAUAUUGAACCUGAUCACGACAUUGUCAAGUACAUUAAUUUGAAGAAACCUCCCCGAUUUGUGGUGGCACAGUUCAUGGAGGACAUCCGAGCCGUGAUGGGACUGCCCGAGUGGAUGUUGACUAUCGAUUCGCGGAGCACUAAAACGCUUCACAACGGGGCUUGCAUUCAGAUGAUUGUCCACUUCAAGGGCCCGUAUGCGCAUAGAAUUGAGCAGGAUUUCUCCAGGCUACUAGCUACCGGGCGACUCGACGAACCGAGUAUCUACAUCGCUGGCUAUGUGAACCAGAAGCGGAAGAAAACGUUAUCCUAUCGAACCUGUGGGGUGCGAGAUCCUAACGAGAAUGAGAAUAAAAGAAGUUUUUUCAACUCUGGAGCAGGCGGGAUUGAAUUUCCGCUCCUACUGAUGGUGUUGCCGGUGGUUAGCAGUAUGCUACUAAUCACGAGUCAUGUAUAGUUACAAUGAGAUUUUAAGAGUUAAAGAACAGCUGAUAGAUGUGAAACGUGAUUAGGGGCGACCUAUUCGCCUAACCCACUCUUGGAUAUGAAGAUUUUUUUUUUUUUUUUUAUAUCUGUAUUAUAGUGACUUUCAACACUUUUGGCUGGUUCGUCACUUUUUACUUCCAAUUUUGGAAGAAUGUUGGGAGUGAGAAUUGAACUCGUGAUCUUUAGCGUGAGAGGUAUGGAUGUUACCACUACGCCAGAUCGGCUCCAGGAUAUGAAGAUGUAAAAAGAGAUUCAACCGUCAAUUGUGAUUUAGCGUUGUACAUUCCGUCCUUACUAGUAGAGUUUUGUUAUGAUCGAUUGCAGUUGUAUUAUGUGAUAACAUAACAAUAUAUUCCAGACCAAAUAGAAAAAAGUUCAUCAUACGAAUAUCGUA